Asterias rubens (European starfish) is the source of this 767-nucleotide messenger RNA. RefSeq lists its product as uncharacterized. NCBI's taxonomy places the organism in Eukaryota, Metazoa, Echinodermata, Asteroidea, Forcipulatida, Asteriidae. The coding region runs from base 93 to 767 and encodes 224 amino acids. The record is from RefSeq and is a predicted model, not a curated record. The transcript is spliced from 2 exons.
GUGAGAGAAGGGGAUGUCUUCGAGACUGCCUAUUUAAUUGAGCUUCCACCAACUGUUGUGACUGAUGCUGAAGGACUGACACCCUUUUGGCAAUGGCGAUAUCAGACAAACCAAAGAAGGGAUCAACCAGUGACUUUCCCAGUGGAUUUGAUCGCUGGUUAGCAUUACAAAAUGUCAGCGACAAGAUCAUUAGGAGAGCGACUAUACUUAAUGCUAUGGAGAAAAUACGUCUUGAAAGAGCGACACGACAAAUUGACUUCAAAAUACAACUGAGUGAAAAUCACUACGAAACUGUUAACCAAAGACUUAAAGGCACUCUUAAAGAUAACGAUUUGUACAAAAGAGCCUUAAUGAGAAAUGGUUCAUCCCUUCCCGGUAAUCGACUAGUCCCAGCGACUGCAGAUAUGAAGCCUUUUGGACGAUACCAUGGCAGUUAUUAUUCAUUAAUGGGGAAGGCCAUGCAGAAAGAGGAGCAGCAAAUCGAACAGAGAAAACUACGCAAGCGCAACAAGCUCCUGGAAAAAGCAAAAUAUGAAAGCGAGACUAUGAUUGAUCCAAAACUGACUACAGAGCAACUUUUGUCCAAUAAGGGAAAGCCUCUUUCGGAGCGAUUCAAGCGAACUGCAGCUAUGCGUGUUGGUACACUGAGAGCACAGACCAAUGCGGUCAAUGCUUUUAUGAAAAUUAAACAUGAUAUGACAAGUCGAAAGGAAGAAAAGAAACAUGGGAAAAGUAAAUUAUUCAAAGGUGUAUUUCAAACAGAAUGA